This is a messenger RNA of Coccinella septempunctata (seven-spotted ladybird), 556 nucleotides long. RefSeq lists its product as uncharacterized. The record is from RefSeq and is a predicted model, not a curated record. Gene Ontology annotation, molecular function: odorant binding. The transcript has 2 exons. Bases 100 to 519 code for a protein of 139 amino acids. Lineage: Eukaryota; Metazoa; Arthropoda; Insecta; Coleoptera; Coccinellidae.
AUUUCUGUCCAAGAAAAUUCCCCCUUAUUUCGGUUUAUAUAAAAAUGGACAAUUUUUCUGUGAAAAAUGUAGUUCGAUCUGGUUCGAAUAGUACUAAAAAUGAAAUCGAGUUUGUUCCUAGUUUUUCUCAUCUCAUUCUCAUUCUCGCAGGCUGACGAGAGGAAAGAAUGGAACAAAGAAUUGAAAAAAUUGCAAGAACAGUGCAGAAAAGAAGUUGGAGUCGAUGACGAGAGCUACCAGAAUAUGAUGAAAACAGGACACGCCAACGAAUCAAAGAGACAGGAAGUGGAGUUUGUUUAUUGUCUAGCACUUAAAGAAGAUUUCUUCGACGAGAAAGGCAAUCUCAAGGCUGCCAACAUCGAAGCACAUUUGAGAAGAAUGGGUAUCGAUGAAGGUACCAUCGAGGAAACCAUGCAAUCAUGCAAAAGCUUGAGGGAACCAGAUGAUAUUGCCCUAUCAGCAACACGUUAUUACGAGUGUUUUGCCGACAGACUUCCAAGAGAUGUUUUGAUUCUUUAAAUCUCAUAAUUACAAAAUUUCAAUAGACACAGAAUAU